Octopus bimaculoides (California two-spot octopus) is the source of this 4672-nucleotide messenger RNA. RefSeq lists its product as uncharacterized. Gene Ontology annotation, biological process: pseudouridine synthesis; ribosome biogenesis; box H/ACA snoRNP assembly. Gene Ontology annotation, molecular function: RNA binding. Gene Ontology annotation, cellular component: sno(s)RNA-containing ribonucleoprotein complex. Lineage: Eukaryota; Metazoa; Mollusca; Cephalopoda; Octopoda; Octopodidae. The record is from RefSeq and is a predicted model, not a curated record.
GUGUCGUUGUCUGUUUUGCUGGGUCCUGGACCGGUUUCCACUAUCCUGCUCUGUAAAAUUAUUGCUUAAAAGGUAAAUUUAAUUGCAGUUUUGAAAUAUAUCCGGAAAGCUAAAAAGAAAAAAAAAAGCGUUACGAAACGACAUAUAUGUUUUGAUUUUUAACCGACACGUUUGAUAAACAAAAUUCAAAUUAAACUUAUUUUUGUAUGAUUCCGCUACCUUAAAAACGAGAAGCAAAUGUUUAGUGGUUCACAUGGAUAUUUCUUAACUUUAUAAAGUCUCUUGUUGAUUAAAAAAGUCUUUGUUAGCGUUUUCCCAACAUGGAUUUAAACGAUCCGAAAGAAUCUACUUUUAAAGAUGUUAUAUUAACAGAAGUUAGAGAUACUGACGCAGAAUCAACGUUGGAUGUACCAAGUAACACCAGAGAAAAUGAUAGCUUGAAAGAUGAUACAACGGCAAAUAACUGUAAUGAUAAUCCCAGAAAUGACGGUGUUAACAAAGUCUCUGUCACACCUGUAUCUAACAAAGAUGUUGAUGACAAAAAGAUGAUUGAUACAGUUGUUAACGAAGAAUCCGUUGCGGCAAGCGUUGAUGACGAAGAAAAUAUUAUCGUACAUAUUAAUGAAGAGAAUACUCUAAAUGUUGGUAAGGAAGAAGGAAUUAUCAGUAAUGCUGCCAACAACCCGGUUUCCAUGGGUGUAGAGAAGAAAUGUGAGCCGUCAAAGCAGAAUGCAGUUAACGUGGACCUUCAUUUAAAUGCAAAUCACACAAUUUAUCGCUCUGGUAAUGUUGAUGACAAAGUUACUUCGGACAAUGAGAGCGACCCCUCUUCAUCUCUUAGUUCUUCAUCGUCAAACGACGAUGAUGAACCAACGAAACCAAAUGUAACAGAAAAAUGUCCAGAUGAGAAGAAAAUUAUUGAAAAGCCUAAAGUGAAAGGAGAAUUAGGUAUUGAGGAUCUUCCUCCUAUUGAAGAACUGAAGAUAACUGCAGAUGACAAGGUGCAGCUUGUAUGUGUUGGGUUGAUUUCCACUAUCAUAGACACACUUGUUGUAGUUCAAUCUCUUGAAUCUGAAUCUUCUCCACUCAACGAUGACAGCAUCUUGUUUCUAAAGGACCGAACCUCCUUGGGACAGGUGUUUGAAAUAUUUGGUCCUGUACGGAACCCUAUGUAUUCUGUUCGGUUUAACACCACUCAAGAUAUCCAAGAAAAGGGUUUGAAAGUUGGGACAGAAAUUUAUUAUGCCCCUAAAGAGUUGAAGUAUACAAACUAUGUGUUUGUACAGGACUUGAUGAAACAAAAGGGUUCUGAUGCAUCUUGGGAACAUGACUUGGAACCUCCAGAUAAGUUCUUGGAUUAUUCUGAUGAUGAAAAAGAACGUUUGAUGAAGAAGAAUAAAAAGAAAUCUCGUGAUGACAAUUCUGAAAGUGAUGAUUCGAACAAGGAAGGUAAAAACCAGGCACACCGAAAGAAAAAUUCCAACAAUCCAUUCUAUUUGAAAAAUGACUCUCCAGUAACGCAGAAGAACAGUAAAAACUAUAAGAAGAAAUCUGAGGGUUUCACUCAUCAAGGCCACCGAAAUGAUCAAGGAUCCAAGCCACAACAAAUCAACAAUUGGCAUUCUAAUGCUUAUACCAGUUGGCCACCAAAAGAACCAAGACCUCAAUCUUUUGAAGCCUCUAACAAUAGGUUUCCUAACACCUAUGGCAACAGACCUCCAAAUCCACCUAACAAUUGGUCGACAAAUCCCCCUAACCAGUGGCCCUCAAAUCCUGCAAACAGUUGGGGCCAAACUGGGACCAAUAACUGGCCUUCUACAAAUGGUCCUAACAAAUGGCCAAGAACCCCAAACAGUUGGUCUCAAGGUACCUCAAACAGUUGGUCUCAAGGUACCCCAAACAGCUGGUCUCAAAGUACCCCAAAUAAUUGGUCUCAGAAUACCCCAAAUAACUGGUCCUUGAAUGCUCCAAAUAAUUGGUCCCAAAAUAAUCCUAACACUUCAUUCCAAAAUACCCCAAACAGUUCAACUCAAAUGACCCCUAAUAACUGGCCUGCACUGAAUAGUUGGACCCAAAAUAAUCCUAAUAGUUGGUCUCAAAAUACUCCUAACAUUUCAGCACAAAAUAUCCCUCAUGGCUCAUCUCAAAUUAAUCCUAAUACCUGGUCUUCAAACUGGCCUACCAAUUGGUCUUCUAAUCCUAACAGUCUUCCCCCAAAUCCUUUUAGCGUUCCCCCACCAAAUAUUUUGAAUAGCUCCUCCUCAAACUCCAUGAGCCAACCAUCUGCCGCACUCCCAAACAACCCUCCUCCAAAUGCACCAAGCUGGACUCAAAAUUCUUUUGCUCAGACACAAAGAUUUCUUCCCAAUACCAACCAGUGGCCUCCUCAACAAGCAGGAAAUGUUAAUACUGGGACUAACAAUCCAAAUUUUAAUUCUUAAAUACCAGAAGGCUCUCAAUUAACGAGCAACGAUGGAUGUAAUUUGCUUAAUAAAUAUUCAUGGUUCAGCUGCAUUCGUCUGAUCUUGCUUGAACAAUUGUACAAGAUGUUGCAAAAUUACCUCUCAAUUCUUGAGAACUGUUCCAACAGUAAACAUUUGCUGUGUAUCAGUCUGAACUAUGAUGAGAACUGCAAAAAAAAAAACAAAAACAUCCAAAGAAUGGUAAAACAUUAACUGCAAGAUAUUCCAUUACCACUUGCCUUACUUCACUAAUGCCACGACAAUGGCUACGCUUCCUUAUAUAUGUGUGUGUGGGUAUCAUUAUCACCCACUUUUCCCUGCUUGCACUAAUUGGAUGGAAUAUGUUGAGGCAGAGUUUUUGUUAUUGGUAACCUUCCUGCUGCCAACCCUUGCUUGUUUCUAAGGAAGGUCAUAGUUCUCCAUGGCCAGACAUGCUUUUUAUGGAAGGUUGGAAACAAACAGCUCUGCUUAUAGGAUGAUGAUGCUCCUUUACAACCAUCAUGUCAUGUCUAAACAAGAGCUGACACACGCAUACUCACACACACACACAUGAUUUAUAUCAGGAUUGUUGGCUGCCAGUUGAUUCAUUGAGUUGUUACUAUAUGGAGGACAUCCUACCCCACCCCUGAAUCCAGUAUGAGUUACAGAAAAAAAAAUCUGGUUCAAUCCUCCAUGUAACCUAGAAGUCUCAGCUAACAUAGGUGGUUUCUGCUUCCUGGCUUUAAUCAAGACAUUUUCCAAGAAACCAUUUGCAUUAUAAGCUCUUCAAUCCCCACAAUGUAAUGGUCAUUUACUCUUGCUUAGAUAAAUCACUUCAAAUAUCACAUGCUAUAGUAAACACAAAUACCUAUAAAGCCUCCUAUUCAUGCUCUAACCUGUAACUCGAAAUCCUACCAAAUACCAACUGCGAUGAUCCUGCCUCUCAAAGGCUGUAGUCUGUAGAACUACCCUCACCCCAUCAGUAUCACAGCCAGUCGUUUUAAGAGAAGUUAUACAUAGCAUAUGCACUUGUCCACAUGCAGGAUAAGGAAAAUUCCAUUUCUGUGUUCCACUUCAUUUGGAUACUCCAGAACAACUUCUCCCACAUCAAAUGGAGUAUUGACAGGACCCCACUUUACUCACCUGGAACUCACAGUUGCCAAUUCUGUUUCCUUGAAAGACUACAUAUACUCUACCUCCCAGCAGUAUCCAUCAACAAGACGAAUUAACUAUGUUACUGUUAUCACCAGAGGUGCCCUGAUAAUGAUAAUCCAGAUAUACCACUCUAGGACUGGCUGCCCACCACACAAGGGGAGGGUAUUUAAUCCAUGCCACUUGUAUAAACUACAGCUGUAGCCCUGUUGGUCAUCCAGCUUCAAUUUUAACCUAACAUUUUGUCCUAAUGCUAUCAAAUCUGGUUACUCUGAAGUAAAGAGUACUGCUGUUAUUGUAUUAACGCUCCACUGAACAGUGACUGAACUUCUAAACUGUGACAACACCCCACCCUAUCAUGUGUGGCACCAAAUGGAAUGAUCUGAUAUUGAAUACAUGACACUGUGACAGCUCAUUGCCAACAUACAGUCUGAACACGUGGGCCUAAGAAUAAAGAAAAGAUCUGGUAUUACUUCCUUACCAUCAACUCUAUGUAAACUGUGGUGACCAUUAGAAGCCCAAUAACUUAAGCUAGUUUGAAUUUGUCUCAAAUCCCUCACUCUUCCAAUUUAUGAUGAAAUAGGCUCAUCCAAUGCACCCACAAAAUUUGAAACCAUGUUGCAGCUGAGUCAAACUUAUUAAGAAAUGUAACUCUACCGAGUGUGAUGAGUACCCCUUUUGCUUGUCCACAUAAUAUAUAUCAUCAUCAUCAUCGUCGUUUAACAUCUGCUUUCCAUGCUGGCAUGGGUUUGACUGAGAACUGGCAAACCAGGAGGCUGCACCAAUCUGAUUUGACAAGGUUUCUACAGCUGGAUGCCCUUAAUGCCAAUCACUCCGAGAGUCUAGUGGGUGCUUUUUACGGGUGCCAGUCAGGUGGCACUGGCUUUGGACACGCUUGAAUGGUACUUUUUACGUGCCACCAGCAUGGGUGUCAGUCAGGCGGCACUGGCAUAUAUGUACAUAUUUACUUAAUUGGCAAGAGUUACAAAGUAAUGAAGUGGGAAUGUACAAAACUCUCAGCCAUUGAGUAACUUUGUAACUUCUAUUGAUUAAAUAAAAAAUAUAUAUUCAUGUUUCAA